Odocoileus virginianus texanus is the source of this 870-nucleotide messenger RNA. RefSeq names its product cystatin-9-like. NCBI's taxonomy places the organism in Eukaryota, Metazoa, Chordata, Mammalia, Artiodactyla, Cervidae. Gene Ontology annotation, biological process: antimicrobial humoral response. The record is from RefSeq and is a predicted model, not a curated record.
CAGAGGGGCAGACCAGGGGAGGAGUAUGUCCUGGAGCAGAUAGACUGGACCCACGCCCAGGGAGGCCGGGUGGGAGCCAGAGACGGGAAGGGUGAAGCCUGGGUGCCUGGGGGCAGCAGCCAUGACAGACUGGCAGCGGAGGUGCAGGUGGGCUCAGCCCUGGACCCUGCUCUUGCUUCUCUUAGGUCCCCGGCUCCUGGUGAGUCACAGCUGGGGUCCCGCAGAGAAAGAGGGAGAUGAUGACCAGAGAUUCUUGAAGAACUACCCCCCUGCCACCGUGGAGUAUGCCUUGCACAUGUACAACUGGACGAGCCAGGGCAGGAACGCCUACAAAGAGGUGGAUGUCAGCCUGGUGUUCUCCAUGGAGCUACAGUUCGCCCGAAUCAGGUGCGGGACAUUUGACGAAGACAUCAACAACUGUCCUUUUCAAGCAACUCCAGACGUGAACAAUAGGAGUGUGGGGGGGAGGGGCAGCAUCUCCGUGGCCGAGUGGUCCUCCUGCCCCUGCCCAGAGCUGGACGGAUGGAAGCUGAGCCCCCCUGCCCUGCUGCUACUGCUUCAAGAGACAAGGCAGGGUGAGCUUCAUCCCCUGGACAAGCCCGGGUCAGACUGACACCUGCUACUUUACGAUCGCCACGGACCCAUGGAGAACAAAGUGUAAACUCCUGAACGACACCUGCUUGGAGGGCUCCGCCGAGUGAGGCCACACCCCAGCCUGGGGGCACCCUGGGGGCAGACUCUUCUGUGUCUGAGCAGCUCUGGUUCUGUUCUCUGGAUAAGCACCUGUCUGUCGCACCCAGGCCAUGCAGACAUGCCUCCCUGUCCAUGUCACCCCGUAGAACUGGUCAUUAAACGUCAGCAUUGCAAGCA